GCGGCGUUUAAACACUCGAGCCACUUUGAUCUGCAACCGUACCCAUCUACGCCUUUAUCAUCUUGGUGCCCCUCUUGGUACCUCUCAUCUACGAUACACAACGAAUCCCACUUUCGCUCAAUGGCUUUAUUCGACUGCACGUUGAGCCGCGUAUACAGUUUUGGCCUGUUGUCCCGUUUGUGCGUUGGUCGCCGCGCGCGCGCUGCAGCAUCCUCGAAAAUAUCCCAACACUGACAACCGUCUCUUUCCGAGCUCUCUUUAAAUACCCGAAAUUCUGCGAGGGACGUUUGUGAGAUGGUUUAUAGAGAACUGGGUGAAGGACACGUCGGGCUCCUACGGUGUGUACUCUUCAGUCUUGACCUUCUCUACUCUUGAUGUAGAGGGAAGGUUUGCACGACCAGCUCCUAGCAGUGAUCAAACCUUAUUACGACUGCUUCGGCAUGCAAGCUCCACGCUCAGUUCAGUCAGAAUGCGAGCGUACCUCCGACGCAAGUUUACUUGCGCUCCUCGCAAAGCCCUCGAACCGCAUCCAACGGAGCAGCAGCCGCUUGCGAAGCCGAAGCCAACAUCUGUCUCUCUCCCGCACUAUCUCAGAUUCUCGGUCACUCUCAUGCGGUCUACAGGACCCUCCACGCCGAGAAGUGCCUCCACCACGAAAAUACCACUUCUCAGUCCAGAACUUCACGGCGGCAGUCUCGUUCCUAGCAACCUCAUCGAAUACCCCGAAACGAAGAGUUUUCGUGCCAGGAGACAGAUAAUCAUCUCGCACCCGCACGCCGCCCCGCCUUCAAACGGGCUCUGGUCAUCGGCGGAGGCUAUACAGACAGAGCUGACGUGCGUGUCACUCUGCCAUUCUCUUCCACAUCUACCUGCUCUUCUCGACGACCCGCGUGUUACCAUAUCUAUGUGCGACAACUUCAACUUUCUCGCGGCGAACGCGUCGGUUCAGGACACCACCCGAGAGCCUGUUGGUUCUGCAAAUUUGCUACCCCAGAAGCCGCACUUCGAGCUCCUACACGUCGCCCUCACCUCUGGUCAUCGCAUCGCGACCCAUAUCGCGUUUCAGCACAUCCGUCUCCCGCCAGUGAACGGGCUUCUUGAGACCACGCGCAACACUCUCCUCGUCACAGUGUGCGCAUUCGCGGCUGUCUCGACACAUUUCUGCGACUCGGCCUCGUCGUAUAUUUGGCGGAGCAAGGCGGACUACGCGCGAGCGUAUGCGACAGGCUAG
Phanerochaete carnosa HHB-10118-sp is the source of this 1231-nucleotide messenger RNA. RefSeq lists its product as uncharacterized. The transcript is spliced from 2 exons. The record is from RefSeq and is a predicted model, not a curated record. The coding region runs from base 470 to 1231 and encodes 253 amino acids. NCBI's taxonomy places the organism in Eukaryota, Fungi, Basidiomycota, Agaricomycetes, Polyporales, Phanerochaetaceae.